AUGCAUGAACGACAUGCAAAACAUCCACAGUGCGCUGAGCUUUGGGAAGAUGGCCUUGCGCGCUUGGCCCUCCUCUCCCCCAUCUCUCUCUCCUCUGCCCUCCUGUCUCUUCCCCCUCCUCCUCCCUCAAACCUUGAACACUGCCCCCUGGUGGACAGACCUAUCUCCUACAGCUCUGUCUUUGCUCCAGAGGGCUCUGAGUUGCCUGAGGUCGUCAGCAGUGUAUUAGGCGUAGUCUAUGACAUCAUGGAAAAGGACAAAGAGGAGGAGGAGGAGGAGGAGAGAGAAGAGGUCCCUGUUUCUGGACAGAGCCAGGUACCAGAGUGGGCGCAGCAGGAGCUCAGUCAGACUAAGUUCAGAGGAGGCUGGGCUCAGACCUGGUUUCCUCAGAGCAACCACAGUGGAGUCAGCACCAACCUCAUGGAGAACAUCAGGCUAGUCCUUGCAGUUUCUGAGGAUGCCUCUGGGGGGUGUGAUGAGGAGCAGGAGUUCAUGUCCAACCUGAGUGUGUUGUAUCAGAGCUGCACCGGAAAAAAGAAGGGACACAAACGUGGUGCUCAGAGGACCCCAGUGAAGCAGAAGAUGAAAACGAUGAGCAGAUCAUUGCAGAUGUUGAACGUGGCUCGAUUAAACGUCAUAGCUCAAAAAACUCAGUCUGGCUCUGAGCCCAAUGGAGCUGAGAAACCCAAGAGGAGGUCUGGAGACAAGGACAAGACCAAGGACCACAACAAGAGUUUCUCGUGUGAGUCUGAUCUGGUGCAGUAUUUGAUGGAGACCUACAGUAAAACUGUAUCAGACCAAAGUCAAAAUCUGAGCUCUGGGCUCCAUAUGCUGCUGUCUGCUCUGAAGGUCUAUGAAGGAAAAGACACUGAGGUGAAGCAGUUUGAACUGGUGCAGUCUCACCUGUUGAAGAGCAGUAAGAGCAUUCGUCUGCAGUACAGCUCUGCCUCUGACACAGACUAUAAGAUCAGAGAGUGUCAGCUGCAAUGUCUCCUGAGGCUGGAGAUCUGUCGACUUGUCUCCGCUUUAAAGCCUGAGUCUGUGGACACCGAGCAAAUGGCUGAAGAGGUGGCCGAGAUGCUGAGAAUCAUCUCUUUGACCAAAGACCCAGUGUUUCUGACCAGAUUCCUCCAGGAAGACAUCAUUGUUCCUCUUUUUCUGUCCUCUAUUCCACGUGUUCUGGCUGAUGUGUACCACUCUCUGGGCACUCAGCUCCCAGAAUGCUUAUCAGCCGUCCUGCCCUCAGACUUCUUCAGUGAUGAGUCUGUGACGAAAGAUUCUCCACUGGAACAACCGGAGUCUAGGGCGCCCUCAACAGAGAGGGGAGAGGGAUUGCUGGAUUUGAGGGAGAGGUCUGCUGCAAAGAGGAGGAGCGGGAUGUUAACCCGCCAUCGCAGUAUGACUGAGAGCUCCCAGAGACAUAUUGAAGUACAUCUGCCCAAGAAGAAAGGAGCGGCCAUGACCAAGUCCAAGCCCAGUGUGGCUCCAGUGAAACCUGCUCCUGAACCAGAACCUCCCAAACCCAGGGCUGCUCAGGAGGUGACUAAAGUGCGCAGAAACCUUUUCAAUCAGGAAACACUGUCUUCUUCAAAGAGAAACAAACUUCCUCGCAGUCAGAGCGUGUCAGCAGUGGAGGGGCUCAAGCGUAAGCGCUCCUCUGAACCUGACGAUCACCACAAACUGCUAACCAAGAAAGUGUGUGAGACUCCUCUGCACAAACAAGUAUCCAACCGCCUUCUGCACAAACAGAGGAUGGGACGGAGGUCAAAUCCGUUAGAAGAGUGCAUCGUGGAGGAGUCUCCAGUCAAACCCACUGAAGAUCUUCGCAGGAGUCCUCGUCUGAAGCAGUUUUCUCGUCGUCACUCAUUUUACUCCAGUUCUCAGCCCCGUUCUCGAGCCCUGGACCGCGCCCUCUCCUCGUCUCUCCUUUCUUCCUCUCAGCCCUCUUCCUCUGUCCCCCCCUCCUCUCUCCUCUCCUCUUCUUUCUCUGAGGUAAACGUUUGCUCCGUUCGCUCUCCCAUGAGGCUUCUCUUUGGUGAGGCUCAGAGCCCUCACAGACCCCGACAAGAGCAGGGCAGAGCCAGUAGGAACGACAGGUGUGGCAGAACCAGGCUCUCCACUUCCUCCAGUGUCUUUGAGAGUCCAAAUAAAACUCCCACCAAGUCUCCGGGCCGACGCAGUUUAUUCGGAAGCACGACUCCCAAAACUCCUAAAACACCCAAAACUCCUCCAUCUUCAAGGAUGAGAUUUAAUGAUAGUCCAGCUUUUAACACACGAAAUAGCCCAUUCAAGUCACCCACCGCCAGAGGAAGCCCUUUCAAAUCCCCCUGCAGACGAGAACUGGUUUUAGAGACACCAAACAAGAACAGCCCGCUCAAAAGUAUCCUGAAAACACCGGUCAAAAAAACUGUAACUCCAAGGAAAACUGUAACGUGGUCACCUACCCCACAAGUGUCUGAAAACUCUCAAUUCAAGGUCCCAGAAUCUCCAAACAUGACAACGUUUGUACUUAAAACUCCAGAUAAAUUUGGGCAAAAAGUUGAAAUUUUGAAAACACCGGAUAAAUUGCCAGAUGAUAUCUUUGGAUGUCAAGUCAAUUUGGUGAAAAUUUCUCCUAAAAAUUCCAACAAAAUGGAAGACAAAACAUUGGAAACGCCACCUUCUCAAAAGAGAAAUGUCAGGUUCAGUCCAGCUUUACAAAUAGCGACUCAUUCGGCUAAAAGUUUGAUAUUUGAAACACCACAAAAACAAAAUCCAGAAAGAGGAAUAUUGCAAAAAUCGCCAGGAAAAUCUUUGCGUUCAACUAGGACAUCUACAAAUUCAAAAUUGCCAUCCACAAAUGUCUCACUUCAGCAAAAUGAGGAAAUAACUGAAGUUUCUUUCAAAGCCCGAAAAUCUCCAAGAUCAAGACUCAAUGAAGGUGAAAAUUCUAAACAAAAUCCUAAUAUUGUGGUGGAAUUUUCAACAGGAAGUUCCCCAGAAGUAAGAAUUCCAACCAAAGUGAAAAGAGACGCAAAAACCAGUCUGAACUUUGGAACCGGAGAUGGAAAGAGGAGACUGACAAGACAGAAUUCCAAAUCACAUUCCAAUGAAGAUUUGGGAAGUUUAAAUGAUAGUUUGAAAGUGCAGAAUGAUUCUGAAGCUGGAACUUUUCAAAUAUCAAAGCGCAAUUCACGAUCAAGGUCUAACGGAAGUAUUUGCAACCAAGAAACUCCAGACAUUUGUAAGAAUUUGAUACUGGACAAGACAGGAACAAGGCAAAAACAUUCUAAAUCUAAUGAUGGAUUGGAGCAAAAUUUGGGAGCUGCAGAUGAUUUGAUGCAAGAAAAUUCAGGAAAUGUACAACAAAAAGAAACAGAUUUGGUUUCUCCAAAAGCAAAGACGACAAGAAAAAAGACUAAGUCAAGGUCUAAGGAUGGUGUCAGUUCAAAAUUAGGAGAUGAAUUUGAAGAUUCUGAGCAAGAAAAGCAGCCGAGUAUAACACAGAAAGCAAAACCCAGGUCACAAGAAAAGAUUUCUGAAGGUUUGAACCAAAAAGUGGAGGAUCUUGUCGAGGAAAAAUCAACAAAUCCUAAAGUUAAACAGCAAAACUCCAAGACAAGAUCGAAUGACGGCAUUUCGAACCCAGAAACUGAAGAUUUGAUGCCAGAAAAAUCACCAAAUUUGAGGAAAAGGAGAAGGGAGAAUUCAGUUUUACAAGAAAUCUGUGAAAACCUGUCAAACUCAAAAGAAAAUUUGAGCAAAGAGGAUGUCACGUCUUCAGAUAUUGCAGAAACUAGUAAAAAAUCAGAUUUGGAAGAAGAAAUUCAAAACGAUUCCAGUUUGCAGUUGGCUUCCACAGACGAUGACAGUGUCGACAUUGUUAACGCCUCUGUCGUCAAAGCGCAGGGUCUCAAAAUGAACAUUAGCUUUUCACGCAAACCCUCGAAAACCGGAGAUGACUUUUUGUCCGAUAUUUCAUCACCAAAAAAUCCCAAAGGAACGCCAGCGAGGAGCUAUGGUUUCCGCCAAACUCCGGAUCGACGACAACGUGAGGCAGCUGUGCGUCUGGGCUAUGCUAAUGAUUCUUCAACCCCACGCGGAGUUGGCAAGAAGGACACCUGCUUAACUUACCAAGUGGAGAUGGAAAUGCAAUCAUCAGGGUUGCCUAAACUGAAACUUAAACGGACCGAUUCGGAUUUGGGAAGUCCAGUGGUGCAAAAGAAGACUAGAGCAGACGUAGGUUGUGUUUCCCCAUCAGUUUGCUCUCACAGAACUCCAGCGAAAAGGACUAAACCAGGGACACAGAUGUAUAUUUGUCAGUCAUACACACCCACGAGAGUCCAGAGUUCACCUGUAGCCACCUCCGACACAUUUACACUCUCGCCAUCUCCUCAGAGUGCUGGGAAACUCACUCCUGAUUACCUCAACAGCUGGCCCAGAAAAAAGAGGGUCAAGGUGCAAGAGGGAGGAGCUAAGGAGAGGAGGGCAGAGGAGGGUCAGGUGGAGGAGGGAGUGAAGGAGCGGUGCAUUGCAUUGUACCAUGUGGGAGCUUUGGAGUGUGAGCUAGGCGUUGGUCGGCUGCAAGAUCUAGAGGAGGAGCAGAGGAUGUCUCCGGAGCAAGGACUGAUGUGGAUGGACAAGAUGGAGGAUGAUUUCUGGAGCGGAGACACAGGGGCAGCUUUUGGUGUCUUGACUUUGACCUCUCAUUCCUCAAUGCUGCUCUGUGAGCCCAAAUCAACCGAAGAAUCAGAGCUUUUAGACCAAUCAAAGCAGCAGCAGGAGCAAUUCAAGAUGGAUUAUUGUGAGUUUGUGGUCACAGGAAUAUCAGAGAAUUCAUCUUCUGGCUCCAGUGAUCUUGUAGGUAUAGAGAAUAAGUGCUACACCCCCUCCAAGAAGAGGAAACCAGUCACAGCCAGCGGGAUUUUGGCUCUGACCAACUCUCCUCUACUGUUCAAGACGUCAUCUGCCUCCAAGAACACCCCAAACAGGACAGGUGAGGAAAGGCGGCAGGUGAGCAGGGUGGCAGGAGAGUCCACGUUCGAUCCUGAUAUUUCUCCUUUUGAAAAACCAAUCCGACACUCCACCACCAAAACCUACAGUCGCAAGAGACUGCUGCCUUAGAACAAAACAUUUUAAAUAUUGAAAAAAGACUGCUGCUAUAGAACACGGUACCUUCAGUACUACAGACCCAAAAAGGAAUAGUUAUAGUUACAAGAGAUUGUUGGUUUACAUUAAUCUAAAAUGAGUCCAUGACAAUCAAGACCGUUGGUUGAAUAAAAUUGGAAAGCUGCACAUUUAGGCCCAAUCAGAACAGAAAUGGCGCAAGUGGUUGACAUAAUAAAGACACACUACAUUACCUCUCUGGAAUGGGGGUCUCUAUGGAGAUGCUAUUGCUUUCCCUGGGUUGUUCCAUUGUAUGGCAUUAAACAUCUAAUGCCAAACGGUAACCCUGGAUUCAUGUGUUCUUACUAUGAGCGGGUUCAUCUCUCCACAGAUCUGACCUGUAAUUUUAUUUAACUUGAUUUCACAGAGAUAUGGUUUUGGUAUUGUGCAAAAUCAAUUGUUUUAAGCUUUCUACCUCAUUGCAACAUUCCCUCAUCAAAAACAUGUCUGAAGAGAUUUUAGAUGUUAACUGUGCUUGUUUGAGUGUUUUAGCGAUCUCUCCUGGAUCCUAUUUGAGCCCUCCUUAUAACUGCAAUGCUCUGCCCACAAGCCUAUGUGACACAUGUUCCCUAACAACAAUUCUACAUAAAUAUACAAAAGCAGGAGAUACAAUUUUACACAACAACUUCACAAACUUGACAGGAUGUGCAGUAGAUGCAUUAGUGGGUGAGUUGUGUUUUGAUAGCGCUCUGAGGGGGAGUAACUUAACACGGGAAGCAAACGGAGAGGGGGUCUUGAAGUGUCAGACACAAAAGUGAAACAUGUUGAUACAUUUUUCAGCAAAUUAGCAUUUUCAAAAUGAUAAAAUGGUGAUCUAAAUAUGCUAUGUGUUAGGAGUUAGUACCCCAUAGAAGUUUAAUUCCCCUCUUUAAUGACAUACUGUGGAGCAUUCCAGGCAGGUCUCUGUGGAGAUAAGCAAGUAGCAGAACCUCCUCUGAAAAAGUUGCAUAGUGCAACUUUAAAUAAAAUGUUAUCUCAAGAAAUAUUUCCAGUUUAAAUUUCUUUCACAUUAAAUUGAAUUCCUGUACCUUUAGAGAAGCCUGUUUGUCUCUCUCUGCAUGAAUUAGUAAGUAAAUUAUUUAAAUUUCCUUUCAAAUGACAAUUCUAAUGUAAAUUGAAAUUCUCAAUCUGGAGCUGUUCACAUCCAUUUAUUGUUCCUCAAAUUUUUAAUCAAGACUGAAGUAACAUGUGACCAUAUUAAGUAUUUAUUUUAAUUUAGUCUCAAACUGUUUUAAGGAAAAGGAGCUGUCUAUGUUGUAAAUAUUGUUUCAAACUAAUGUAAAUAAAUGGAGAUUUUAAUGUU
Boleophthalmus pectinirostris (great blue-spotted mudskipper) is the source of this 6448-nucleotide messenger RNA. It is a transcript of the gene ticrr, whose product is annotated as TopBP1-interacting, checkpoint, and replication regulator. The record is from RefSeq and is a predicted model, not a curated record. NCBI's taxonomy places the organism in Eukaryota, Metazoa, Chordata, Actinopteri, Gobiiformes, Gobiidae. Gene Ontology annotation, biological process: response to ionizing radiation; DNA replication; mitotic DNA replication checkpoint signaling. Gene Ontology annotation, cellular component: nucleus. Gene Ontology annotation, molecular function: chromatin binding.